AUGGCGAUGUGGAAAAGUCAAAUGGACAGAGAAGACAGGGAAGAUAGAGAAAUAGAGGGUAUAGAGGGUAUAAAGGGUAAAAGAAAAAACAUGCACGAGAAAGUUGACAUUCUUCAUGAGAUUAAAGCAUUUGGUAAUUUGAAGAGAAAAUGUGAAGAGAAUGAUGCAGAAGACAGUCACAGUCCAACAGAAGACGGCUACAGUCCAACAGAAGACGGCUACAGUCCAACAGAAGACAGCCACAGUCUAACAGAAGACAGCCACAGUCCAACAGAAGACAGCCACAGUCCAACAGAAGACAGUCACAGUCCAACAGAAGACAGCCACAGUCCAACAGAAGACAGCCACAGUCCAACAGAAGACAGCCACAGUCCAACAGAAGACAGUCACAGUCCAACAGAAGACAGCCACAGUCCAACAGAAGACAGCCACAGUCCAACAGAAGACAGCCACAGUCCAACAGAAGACAGCCACAGUCCAACAGAAGACAGCCACAGAGAAAACAGAGACCACAAAGUGGAAGGAUAUUACCAGCAGAGUCCCACAGCGGCCAUUCCCGAGGCCAAUCCUAUUCCUGAUCUACCUCCACCAUCUACCAAUAGGAUUCCAGCCUCCAAAAAUUCCAUCCUCUAA
This is a messenger RNA of Procambarus clarkii (red swamp crayfish), 633 nucleotides long. The record is from RefSeq and is a predicted model, not a curated record. Lineage: Eukaryota; Metazoa; Arthropoda; Malacostraca; Decapoda; Cambaridae.